GAUUGGCAGCCGAAUAAACUUCGGAUGUUUUUGUAUAAGAAGGCAGCCAUCUUUGAACAUAUUUAGCUCUGUUCUGGGGAAGUGAAUAAUAGUCUGAAAGAAAAUUUCUUUUUUGGCCAAAAAAAUCCAUUGAGUAGUGUAGACUUAUGAAAAAAAUAUAGAAAAUACGUAUGUUUAGUGUUUCUUGUGGAAAACUGUGUAAAUGAGAGUAAUUUAGAAGGUGUGGGCGUAUGAAAAGUUAAAAAUUUUUCAUAGCAGAUUGUGACUGGCUGGCGCAGAAAAGUUUACAAUGGCGUGCUUAAAUACACUGAAAUUGGAGAUAAAGACAUUAGAACAAACAUUUACAAAGGCCCAUGAACGAUUUCAAAUAUUGAAUGCAAGUGUUGAUGAACUAACGUGCAGAUUUAUUGGGAAAAAUGGAAAACGUUAUGACAUCCAUGCCAAUAUUACAGAAACAUACCCUUCCACACCGCCAGUUUGGUUUGCCGAAAGUGAGGAAACCAGCGUGACAAAUGCUGUCCAAAUUCUGAGCAAUACACAUGGAAGGGAUAAUCAUGUUAUUAAUCAAGUGGGUCUUUUGAUAAGAGAACUCUGUCGACUACACAACUGCCCUUUGCCGCCUGAUCUGGAUAACUUGGCUUUGCCACUACAGCAACCAAAUCCUCCUCCUGCAGUACAUUCGCAAGCUCAAUCCAUUGAUGAAAAUGAGUCAGACGGUGAUGAUUUGGAUGAUGCUGUGGGUGAAAGUGAUCAAGAAAGCGAAGCAGAGGAGGAUUUGCCUUUGGAGAUGGAUGAAGGACGUAGUACAAAUAAGAAGGACGAAAUGGAAGUGGAGCAUUUAGCAACAUUAGAAAGACUGCGACAAAGUCAACGACAAGAUUAUCUAAAGCAGGGCUCAGUAUCUGGAUCUGUCCAAGCCACCGACCGUUUAAUGAAAGAAUUGCGAGACAUUUAUCGUUCAGAUUCGUUCAAAAACAACAUGUAUUCUAUAGAGCUCGUUAAUGACUCUAUAUAUGAAUGGAAUAUACGACUAAUGUCUGUCGAUCCAGAUAGCCCGCUGCACAACGAUCUCGUGAUGCUCAAAGAGAAGGAGGGUAAAGAUAGCAUAUUGCUGAAUAUAAUGUUCAAGGAGACUUAUCCAUUUGAACCUCCAUUUGUACGUGUUGUGCAUCCCAUAAUUUCGGGAGGAUAUGUUCUUGUUGGUGGAGCAAUUUGCAUGGAGUUGCUGACAAAGCAAGGAUGGAGUUCGGCGUAUACUGUUGAAGCUGUAAUCAUGCAAAUUGCAGCAACACUAGUCAAGGGAAAAGCACGCAUUCAGUUUGGACCAACGAAGGUUUUGUCACAGAGCCAGUAUAGCCUAGCACGUGCUCAACAGAGUUUCAAGUCACUUGUACAAAUUCACGAGAAGAACGGAUGGUUUACACCACCAAAAGAAGACGGCUAAAGGGGACGUGUGAAUGAAUGUACAGAGGGACACAGAGUGAGAUACAACGGAGGGUGUAUAAGGAAAUCGUUUGAAAUGAAAAAAGAUCAUUAACAGACGAAUAUUCGUUUAAAUUCAAUUCAAUUUAUACUUGUGUAAUUAACUGCAGAAUACUUGAAUUACGAGAGAAGUUAUUUUCAUGAUUUAUGUAAAGAAGACGUUAUCUCAAUCCUUUGUCUUUAGAAAUUAAUCUUAGUUACGAUUUUCAAGAUGAAUAAUGUGAGAACAUAAUGUAAAAUAAGAAAAGAAAUUUAGAUGCAAAAUAUUCCCUUUGGGAGAAUUAAAGAAAAAUACAAAAUUAAGAUAUUUCUUUUUACACAGAUAUUUCAUUCAUAUACCAUAUAGCAAUUAUCUGAGGAUUCUAAUUUAAAAGAAUGAAUGAUAAUUUAAUUGAUUUAUCCACUUGAUAUAUCUAUUAUAAAAAGAAGUUUAGGAAUAACAGAUGUGUAAUUCAUUAUGUAUUUAUUAUCUCUGAUUGACAUUGUCACAUGAACUGCUGUGAAGAGUAAACGGAAGUGUAAAAUAAUUGCAGUAAUGUAAGAGUGGAAAAAAUCUUUUGUUCUUCAAAUAAUUAGAUAUGUCAAACGUUAAUUUUCUUGUAAUUAAAUUGAUUUUUGUUCUUUUUUUUUUACAUAAAAAAGAAAAUGCUGAUGAAAUAUAUAUUUUUGUGAAAAGAAAUUGAAGUAAAUGAAAAUAAUUGA
Messenger RNA from Phlebotomus papatasi, 2184 nucleotides. Its product is annotated as ubiquitin-conjugating enzyme E2 Q2. Gene Ontology annotation, molecular function: ubiquitin conjugating enzyme activity. The coding region runs from base 290 to 1444 and encodes 384 amino acids. The transcript has 8 exons. Gene Ontology annotation, biological process: protein polyubiquitination. NCBI's taxonomy places the organism in Eukaryota, Metazoa, Arthropoda, Insecta, Diptera, Psychodidae. Gene Ontology annotation, cellular component: nucleus. The record is from RefSeq and is a predicted model, not a curated record.